Messenger RNA from Thlaspi arvense, 1083 nucleotides. Lineage: Eukaryota; Viridiplantae; Streptophyta; Magnoliopsida; Brassicales; Brassicaceae. The record is from the annotation of a GenBank genome assembly.
AAACAAAAUAAACGAAGAAGGCACACACACGCACAGAAGAAAGAGCGAGUGAAAAAAGCCAAUGAAGAAGACGAAGUACGUAGAGAUUUCGCCGGCCGGAGAAAAAAACUGAGUUUCGAAGGGAUCGAGAAGACAGACAGCGUAAGUGGCGGCGGAGGAGGAGGAGGAGCAAGACAAUUCGCCGGUCCUGUCAUGGAGGUCACCACACUUGAUCGUGGCUUUGCUAACUCCACCACCGUUGAUUUCCCGAUCUGGGACAAAAUUGGCGCCGUCGUUCGACUUACCUACGGGAUCGGAAUAUAUGGAGCAAUGGCUGUAGCAGGAAAAUUCAUAUGUUCAGUGACUGGGAUUGACUCAUCUGGUGGAUUUGAUCUUUCUCUUGAUGCACUUCUCGCCGGACUUGGCUACGCAACACCACCGAUCAUGGCUCUUCUCUUCAUACUUGAUGAUGAAGUUGUGAAACUGUCACCGCAUGCUCGGGCCAUCAGAGAUGUGGAAGAUGAAGAACUAAGAAGCUUUUUCUUCGGAAUGUCACCUUGGCAGUUUAUACUCAUUGUCGCGGCAAGUUCAAUAGGAGAAGAGCUCUUUUACCGUGUUGCCGUACAGGGUGCUCUGUCUGAUAUGUUCUUGAGAGGAACACAAUUGAUGACAGAUUCUAGAGGCAUGGCAUCUCUGACUGGAGUCUUGCCUCCGUUUGUCCCGUUUGCUCAAGCAUUUGCAGCUGUGAUCACAGCGACUCUCACAGGCUCUCUUUACUUUCUUGCUGCUUCUCCUAAAGACCCGACAUACAUUGUUGCACCGGUUCUAAGGGCACGCCGAGAUGAUUUUAAGAAGCUUCUGUCAGCUUGGUAUGAGAAGAGACAGAUGAAGAAGAUUUACUCUCCCCUCCUCGAAGGACUCUUAGCUCUCUACCUCGGUAUUGAAUGGGUUCAGACGGAUAAUAUUUUAGCACCGAUGAUGACGCAUGGUAUAUAUUCGACGGUAAUACUAGGGCAUGGGCUGUGGAAAAUUCACGAUCACCGGAGAAGAUUACGCCGGAGAGUCGAACGGCUUAGAUCGGAAACCACCGAUGAACAGUUUUAA